Messenger RNA from Entrophospora candida, 1581 nucleotides. The record is from the annotation of a GenBank genome assembly. Lineage: Eukaryota; Fungi; Glomeromycota; Glomeromycetes; Entrophosporales; Entrophosporaceae.
AUGACCGAACAUCAAAUAGUUUCAGUAGAUUCCAGUACACAAAUAAACGAAAAAGAUACCUUAUUUCCUUAUAAACUAUUUACAUCUGGUCUACCAAGACAACAAGAUGAAUCUUCAUUAAAAUACCAUUUCAGGAAAUUAUUUACCGUCAAGACAUUGAAGAUUUUGGAUAAUGACAAAAAGGCCGAAUUUAAAACACCUCUUACUUGGUUUGAUUUAACAAUGCUUGGCCUAGGUGGAAUUAUUGGAGGCGGAAUUUUUGUACUAAGCGGCCAAAGUGCUGCGACUACUGCGGGACCAGCUGUUGUACUAUCAUUUGUUUUGGCUGGUUUGGUUUCGGCUUUUGCUGCAUUAUCUUAUAGCGAAUUAGCUUCAAUGAUACCUGUUGCGGGUUCAGCGUAUACAUACGCUUAUGCAACUAUGGGUGAACUAGUUGCUUGGAUUAUCGGUUGGGAUUUGAUUCUUGAGUAUUUAGUUGCUGCCGCGGCUGUUUCAGUUUCCUUCUCGGGAUAUUUUGUUGAUUUUUUCAGCACUGCUUUCAAUGUUAACCUUUCACCGUCAUGGACAGCCAGCCCACUAAUAUUCAACUCUACAGCUGACUCAUUUCAAAUAAUUCCUGGUUCCUAUUUCAAUGUACCAGCCUUUUCACUUAUGAUAUUUCUCACAAUCCUAAUAAUAGUUGGAAUUAAAGAAACUGCAACAUUCAAUAAUAUAAUGGUGACAAUAAAAGUUCUCAUAAUAGUAAUAUUCAUUCUCGCAGGGAUUCCUUAUAUUAAUAAAGAAAAUUAUGAACCUUUUGUACCACCUAACGAAGGACACUUUGAUAAAUUUGGAGGUACUGGUAUCUUGGCAGCAGCAACUGUUGUGUUUUUUGCUUACGUAGGAUUCGAUGCAGUGAGUACUGUUUCACAAGAGUCAAAGAAUCCUCGAAAGGAUGUACCAAUUGGAAUUCUUACAAGUCUUGGUAUUGUCACCGUUCUCUAUAUUUCUUUUAGUCUUGUUUUAACAGGCCUCGUGCCAUAUGCACAAUUGGGUACUAGUGCACCUGCUGCGACCGCGGCUAAAUUUAUUGGAAUGAGAUGGCUUACAAUACUUGUAGAUUUGGGUGCUAUGAUAGGCUUAUUAUCAGUCGCUUUGGUUUGUAUAACAGGUCAAACUAGAAUUUUUUAUGCAAUGGGAAGCGACAACUUACUUUUUCCAAGUUUCACAACAAAAUUACACCCACGUUUCAAAACACCUUACUUAGCAACGGCAUUAGUCGGAAUAGCGGGUGCAGUGACGUCAGCAAUCCUUCCGAUUGACGUUCUAGCCGAUUUAACGUCAGUAGGCACGGCAUUAGCAUUUUUCAUUGUAAACAUAGGUGUUACAAUAUUGAGAUUCACAAAUCCAGAUGCACCUAGAGGAUUUAAGGUGCCUGGUGGGCCAUUUCUUUUACCAAUUACUGGUGCUUUAUUGACUUUAUUGUUGUUAGCAAGUGCAAAAAAAGUUAGCAUUGAAAGGUUAUUCAUUUGGAUGGCGGUUGGGUUGAUACUUUAUGGAUUAUAUGGUAGAAGAUAUUCUAAAGUUAAUCAGAAGGCGUAA